This is a messenger RNA of Varanus komodoensis (Komodo dragon), 834 nucleotides long. RefSeq names its product zinc finger protein 558-like. NCBI's taxonomy places the organism in Eukaryota, Metazoa, Chordata, Lepidosauria, Squamata, Varanidae. Gene Ontology annotation, biological process: regulation of DNA-templated transcription. The coding region runs from base 394 to 657 and encodes 87 amino acids. The record is from RefSeq and is a predicted model, not a curated record. The transcript has 4 exons.
UGCUGCGGCCAUUUCCGUUCCCGGGCGAUAUUAAAGACAGUUGCUGCAAAUGGCCCCAGUGAGGGCCAUUCAGUUCUUUGGAACUCAAAUGGCCCCAGUGAGGGCCAUGCAGUUCUUUGGGACUGACUCCCCGGUGAAAGUGCAGCCUGCGGCAGGGUUCCCUCCGGCCCCAGGCAGAGCCGCCCCGGGGCACACAGAGCCUGACCGGCCCCACGUCUCUUGGGUCUGGCAGGGCUAAUCCAGAGCCGCGCUUGCAGUAAAACCGCCUCGUCCGCUCGGUUCUCAAUUGCUCCGGUGCACUCUGAGCGCCAAGUCUUGUUUUCAAAACCAGGAGGAAGGGCCCUGUGGACCGGAAAGCCUUUCCUUCAGCUUAGAGCAGGCAUUUUGGCAGAAAUGGAUACCCAUCCAUCUCUUUUUCUUCAGGAAGGAGUGAAACUGGAUCAGGCUCUGUUGACCUUUGAGGAGGUCACUGUGUGCUUCACGGAGGAGGAGUGGGCCCUGCUGGAUGCUGGCCAGAGAGCCCUGCACAGCCAGAUCAUGGAGGAGAAUCGCAGGACUGUGGCCUCUCUCGGAAGUGGCAGAUGGGAAGAGGAGAAUAAGAGAGAACUACAUGGGUUGUCACUGGAAAGAGACAGAAGGAAAACUAGUGACCAGUAAAGAAGGAAGACUGAAGGUAAUCACAAUGGGAGGAAUGAUUGCCUUGCUUUGCAGGGCAAUGGCGGCCAGAACACAAUCCAAGAAGAGGUACACACUGAACAAGAAAAGAACGCAGACCAAGUGAACAAGAGAACAUACGGUUCUGAAUCAAACAAUAAAGCGCACAGCAAACUUCAA